Messenger RNA from Lemur catta (Ring-tailed lemur), 1378 nucleotides. The record is from the annotation of a RefSeq genome assembly. NCBI's taxonomy places the organism in Eukaryota, Metazoa, Chordata, Mammalia, Primates, Lemuridae.
AUGCUAAAAAUCAUUAUCCCUACAAUUAUACUAUUCCCAGUAACUUGAUGUUCCAGUAGCCCUAUAAUCUGAAUUAACACAACUUUACAUAGUCUACUAAUCAGCCUUGCAGGCCUAUUAUUCCUAAAUCAAUUUAACGAUUCCAAUAAUAACUUCUCACUAACUUUCUUCUCCGACUCACUAUCAUCCCCCCUUGUAGUUUUAACGAUAUGAUUACUCCCACUUAUAAUUAUAGCAAGCCAACAUCACCUUAAAAAAGAACCCUGAACCCUAAAAAAACUAUAUAUCUCCAUAUUAAUUUUCCUACAAAUAUUCUUAAUUAUAACAUUCACCGCUACCGAACUAAUUCUAUUUUACAUUCUAUUUGAAGCCACAUUAAUCCCAACUCUAAUUAUCAUUACCCGUUGAGGUAAUCAAACAGAACGAUUAAACGCAGGCUUAUACUUUCUAUUUUAUACUCUCAUUGGAUCCUUACCACUACUUGUAGCAUUAAUCCAUAUUCAAAAUUAUUUAGGUUCAUUAAAUAUAUUAACCAUAAGCUUCUGCUUUCAAGAAUUAUCUAAUUCCUGAUCUAGUAAUCUUCUAUGAAUAGCAUGUAUUAUAGCAUUCAUAGUUAAAAUACCUCUAUACGGACUACACCUAUGACUACCUAAAGCCCACGUUGAAGCUCCUAUUGCAGGAUCAAUAGUUCUUGCAGCUGUACUUCUAAAACUAGGAGGGUAUGGCAUAAUACGAAUUACUAUAAUCCUCAAUCCAAUAACAAAAUACAUAGCAUACCCCUUCCUUAUAUUAUGCUUAUGAGGAAUAAUUAUAACUAGUUCCAUCUGCCUACGACAAACAGACCUAAAAUCACUUAUCGCCUAUUCAUCAGUAAGCCACAUAGCACUAGUUAUUGUGGCUAUUCUAAUCCAAACACCAUGAAGCUUCAUAGGAGCAACCAUUCUAAUAAUCGCACAUGGCCUUACAUCAUCCAUAUUAUUCUGUCUAGCCAACUCUAACUACGAACGAAUCCAUAGCCGUACAAUACUACUAGCACGAGGGAUCCAAACCAUUCUCCCUCUUAUAGCCACCUGAUGACUACUCGCCAGCCUAACUAACCUAGCCCUACCACCCUCUAUCAAUUUAAUUGGCGAACUAUUCGUCACUAUAGCAUCCUUCUCAUGAUCAAACAUUACAAUUAUCUUAAUAGGCUUAAAUAUGCUCAUCACCGCUCUCUAUUCCCUCUAUAUAUUAACUACUACACAACGAGGAAAACUCACAUAUCAUUCGCACAACCUAAACCCAUCCUUUACACGAGAAAACACCCUUAUAUCCAUACACAUACUCCCCCUUCUCCUAUUUACCUUAAAUCCCAAAAUUAUUCUAGGACCCACGUACU